AUCUUCUCUCACUUCAUUUCUGAACGAACAUCUUUUCCCUCUUCAUUGUUCCAUUCCUAUUAUCGGAACGGAUGAACAGCGAUUUUUCUCAUGGAAUCUUUAUUCCUCUAGUUUCGUAUGAUGACCCGGGCAAGAGUUCUUGAUCUGUCGUUAUCUACUUAUCUUUAUAUGGCCAAGUCCAGCUGCCCAGCUCCAUGAUUGUAUUGCCUGUUAAGCCUAGCCUGUCCACACUUUCUCUGCAAUCCAUAUACUCUAACUUCCAUCAAGAGAAGUCAGCAAUAAAUCAUGGACAAGUACCAACCUAAUACUUUUAUGGACUAAGGAUGUGCAUUGUGCGAUAUCAUUUCGAACAGUAACAAUCAUGUGUUAAUUAGGAGCACAGUAAAACAAUCCUCUCAGAAGACGCCAGUGCCUCCUGUCGUCUCAAACGAACAGAUCGAGCGAGAUCGAUCGGACUGCAAACAAAAUCAACAUCACGCUGUUCUUGUUGCUCCCCCCGGUAGCACACAGCUCAGCAGCCAGAACGGACUCGGCAGUUGCACCUUACACAAAAAAACGCAGUUACGGCCAAUUCAGCCUGCCAGCCGGUACCACCAUUCGUAGCAAUCGUACCAGUCCCCGCGUGUACAAGUGGAGUCUUGGAGACAUCAGGUACAAUUGACAUGGAUAUGGGUGAUGAUGUAGAUAUGUGGAUCUCAUAGCCGCGAUCUGCAAGAUCGAUCCCGCGAGUUCGACCAACUCUACACCCCGGCAGAACACCACGGUACAAUCAUUAUCGUACCAUUCACUGAUCGUCUGAUCCACUGCCGGUGUUCGACAUAGACACUUCACAUGUAAACCUGACCACGACUCCACGAGAGGUGACCACUUCACGCUGCACACUGACGAGUAAAACUGACAAAUGAGAUUGUGAGAAGAACCGCUCCGUCUCUACGAUUUCCUGGUUCGUAGAUCGACCAGGAAUUCGCGAUGGUUGCGCUCUCCAAGUUAGUGCUGAUCACUGCAGUGGCGCUGCUGGGCUGGGCGUACAAGGUCGCGCGGCCGCCGCCGCCGCCGAUCUUGGGCGGUCCGGGAGGGCCACCGGUCUCCUCUCCGAGAGUCCAGCUCAAGGACGGCCGGCACCUGGCCUACAGGGAAGCCGGGGUCGGCAGGGAGAUCGCCAAGUACAAGAUCAUUUUCUCCCAUGGCUUCGCCUCCACCAAGGAAUCCGACUUCCCGGUGUCCCAAGAGCUGGCAGAGGAGCUGGGGAUUUACCUGCUGUACUUCGACAGGGCUGGGUAUGGCGACAGCGACGCCAACCCGAAGCGGGGGCUGAAGAGCGACGCCACGGACGUCGAGGAGCUCGCCGACAAGCUGCAGCUCGGGGAGAAGUUCUAUGUGGUUGGGACUUCCAUGGGCGGCUACGUUGCGUGGAGCUGCCUCAACUACAUCCCUUACAGGCUGGCCGGCGUGGCGCUGGUCGUGCCGGCGGUGAACUACUGGUGGCCGAUGCCCGCCAGUGUGUCGGCCAGUGCGUACCGCAAGCUGGACGUCGGGGACCGGAGGACGUUCUGGAUCGCGCACCACAUGCCUUGGCUGUUCUACGCCUGGUUCAAUCAAAAGUGGUUCAGGAUCUCACCGAUCGUGGAGGGGAAGCCCGAGGCUUUCACUGAAAAGGACUGGGAGAUCCUAGCUGAGAUUCAGAGAACUGGCCAAUUGGACAGGGGGAGGGCGACGAAGCAGGGAGCCUACCACUCGCUGUGCCGCGACGCGACGAUCCUGUUCGGGGCGUGGGAGUUCGACCCGACGGCGAUCGAGAACCCGUUCCCCAACGGGGACGGCGUCGUCAGCAUCUGGCAAGGGCGCGAGGACAAGAUCGUGCGGGUGGAGGCGCAGCGCUACGUGGCGGAGAAGCUCCCGUGGGUACGGUACCACGAGCACCCCGAGGGCGGCCACCUCUUCAUGUGCGCCGACGGGUUGGGCGACAAGAUCGUCCGGGAGCUCCUGCUCGGCGAGGAGCCGCGAGAUUUGUAGACAGAUCGAGUUCGUGUCCUGUUUCGCUACACAGAGAGGGGAACACAAACUCACAGAUUGGGGAGGAAUAUAGGUCCAAGCGGUGCUUGUAGUUGUUGAUGGAAUAAACCUCCGAUUUGCUAAACUAGAAAAUCGAACUUAAAAUCCUGUGAAUUUCUAACUUCUGAUAUGCACCGCAGUCUGUGCUCCGAUCAGGCUAGUGUUGAAUAUAUAGAUUGUGUUUUCUUUUC
Oryza sativa Japonica Group (Japanese rice) is the source of this 2243-nucleotide messenger RNA. RefSeq lists its product as uncharacterized. The record is from RefSeq and is a predicted model, not a curated record. NCBI's taxonomy places the organism in Eukaryota, Viridiplantae, Streptophyta, Magnoliopsida, Poales, Poaceae.